Messenger RNA from Zasmidium cellare ATCC 36951, 1290 nucleotides. RefSeq lists its product as uncharacterized. The transcript has a single exon. The record is from RefSeq and is a predicted model, not a curated record. Gene Ontology annotation, molecular function: metallopeptidase activity. Gene Ontology annotation, biological process: proteolysis. Bases 1 to 1290 code for a protein of 429 amino acids. Lineage: Eukaryota; Fungi; Ascomycota; Dothideomycetes; Mycosphaerellales; Mycosphaerellaceae.
AUGCCUCCAUGCAAACACGACACCCUCGUCUUCACUCCCUCCGACAACGCCAAGACGGUCGGAUACAAACAUCCAUCUCCUCUGCAGCUGCUAGCCGCCGCCCAACCCUCAGGCAAAGCACCAAAGAAACAAGAUCGAAUAGUUCCAUCGCCCUCCACGUUCCCUGCUCCUCUGGUUUUGCCUGGAGAUGAGCUGUCUUUCGACCCAGAGUACGAGCCGCAGAGUCUCAAAUCGUGGAUCGAUGAGCCAUACAGGAAUGAGGUGACCGACGAGCGUCGAACGCUUUACGUUGUGCCUGUACCCGCAGUGUCGAAGUCGGCUGCGUUUGUAGAUGGUUGGGCGAGACCUGGCAAGGUGUCUCCGGGAUCAUCGGUUGAUAACCCCAAGGCGGAUGAUGUCCUCCAGUACCUUCAAGCCUUCUAUCACGGGCUUCCAGUAAAGCUUCUCUCAAAACCCAGACUCCAGUUUGGGCCUUGGGAUGAAACCUCACGAGAGAGCUCCACGGCGACACCGAAGUACGUUGGCCUCAACAUCGGUUCGCAGAUCGUCGGCAUUCGUAACCGCGCCUCCAAGGACAAGAUCUUCUCCGGUCAGCUGAACCUCAACGACUUGCUCGACGCCGCGAUCGCCAUGCUGCCCAGAGACGCAUAUGCUCUGUUAAUGCUGGUCGAUCACGACCUGUACGAGGAUGAGGAGGACGACUUUUGUUGUGGUAGGGCGUAUGGCGGUAGUCGUGUCGCUGUAGUGUCGACGGCCAGGUACAAUCCUGCGUUGGACGACUUGCAGGAGAUCGAGAGAGAGCAUCCUUGGCCGGCUUCGCAUUGUCGAGACUAUGUUGAUGCGUCCUGUCGAGAAGCAGAUGAGAAGACAGUGCUCAGGAACAAGGCGAAGAAGACAACCAAUCCUGACUCAUCGCCUCUCCGUCAAGCUGUCGCUGCGUGGCAGUCUCUACCUGCGCCAACGACAGGCGAUGAACUUCGCAAUCUGUGGCUCGGGAGACUGUGCAAAACUGCGUCGCAUGAGCUCGGCCAUUGUUUUGGUAUGGAUCAUUGCGUGUACUACGCUUGCAUCAUGCAAGGCACCGCUGGCCUGACAGAAGACGCUUGUCAACCGCCAUACCUGUGUCCUGUCGAUUUGGCAAAGGUUCUGAUGGCGACUGGAACGAACGAGGCGACAUGGGCGCGGAGUAUGUUGAAGUUCUGUGAAAGAUUCAGUAAUGACAGAAUGUUCGUUGCGUUAUCCGGCUGGCUGAAAGGAAGACUGCAAGAGCUUGAGAGUGUCGACGUCUGA